AUGGCAACGUGGACCAUCACCAAAAUCGAGGCUGAAAACCGCUUCAAUGUAGUCACGUCGGGUGGAAUAACCAUUCCCUUGGGUAACCAGACAGUCUGGAAUAACACAGGCAGCUGGGUCGACGGCCCAACGGGCUCAACUCGACCCAAUGUUUUCUUGAACACCAUGCCCACUGCCACUGGCUUCUACAAGAUUAAUGUCCACGGAACAGCCCCGUUUUCUGCGAUCUGGAGAGGAAAAUCCUACGUCGUCGCGGGACAUGUCGGUGGAAGACUUGCCUUGAUUAGCCCCUUGGUCCCAGUCCCUGCGACUGGUAACGCGGUGGCUGUGAAUGGUUUGUAUCUUAUGGCGCCUGACUUUAAAACUAGACAAGUGGUUAUCCCAUUCAGGUACGGUGGCGACUUUAGUUGGCAACUUUGGCUCUGGAAUGGCAAGGAAUAUAUCGCCAGCAUGGCUCCGAGCACGACAACUCGCCUCGAGCUCUGCUGGGCGCGGGCAACCGCUCCCACGGGUCCCGUCACGGCGCCCUCGCCUACCGUACGAACCAGAGUUGACAUGACGCCUGGCUAUCCCAUCUUGUUGUGGCGUCUCUUUGCACCAAACCCGUCCGAAUUACCAGCCGCAGCCAGCCAAGAUGUCGCGUUUUAUAUUCAUCGAGCAGUUGUCAACGUGAUUUGGAACGCCAGCUUGACAACGCCCAGGUACGAUACGUCUCGUGGAAUGGCUUACUAUGGAGUUUCGGGCUACGGUGGUGGCUUCAAACUCAAGGAAUGGUUUGAUACACUCUAUCCAAGAUGCAACUGCUACGAUCUGGCUGGGAUUUCGCAGCUUGCUUUGUCCAUGUUGAUGGAUGCAAACGGCGCUGAGUUGACCGACUCCCAUUGGGUCUUCCAAUCGCCCAAUGGCUUCAUUAACCCUGGGCCCCUCAUUAGGUGGGUGGCAUCUGGAGGGGACAAUCUGCGGUGCAACACGCCUUUCUGGGAGUCGGCAGGUACCGCACCUUAUGUGCCCCCCACCGCGAGCAACAGGACUAGCUUCGGAAACCACGCUUGGGUCGAGGUGACGCGGAGCGGAGUCACAACGGUUGUCGAUGCAACACACGCACUUCAGGCCCCGACGCCGACGCCACCAGCCGGCACCCAAACCCGCCAGGAUUAUAUUACUGCCACCCUGGAUCCCGCCAGACCACGUGGCAACGCCCAAGCAAAAACGACGGCCAAUCCUUCUGGGAGUUGUUCCCUCAACCCAUCCACGAGUCUACAACGCAUUGGCGUCUACAACCCGUGGGGAAGACCUGCCCCUCUCUCCGCCAUGAUCCCCGAGGAGCUUGCCAAGGAGAUCGAGACCCUGGUGGAAAAGGGCAAGGUACCGGAUGCAGCCAAGCCGGAAUUCAAUCGGGUCGACGUGCAGGACGCAACCCUCCGCAGUGCCGUGAGCAAGAAUCUUGCCGCUGCCGGCACCACCACAUCCGUCUUCGAGACGUCCUCUCACACCACCUACGCCUUCCGCCACGGCAGUGACACAGCUACCGUGACAAUUGACGCCUUCGAGGACUUCGAGGGCCCCAUGCACGCCCUCGUCUCCCUCCUAGCGAGCAUCCAGAUCCAUCCGCUAUCGGCUGUCGUCCAUACGGACGGGCCGCGCCUCGGCGCCUACAGCUUCCGCACCGCCACAAGCGCUUUCUGGAUCCGCGGCAACCUGUUCAUCCACGCCCAGUACUUCUCCAGCGAGCCCGAGCCCAAGCUCGAGCUAGAGGUUGACAUCUCCGCCCUCGCGGCCGACAUCGAUGCGCAGCUGGCCUCUCGCGAGGCGGCCCCUCACCUGCCGACCGGCAUCAAGCCUGACUGGGCCAGCCUGCCAGAUGUGGUGCAUAUCGGCAAAGAGCUGCGUGUUGCCGUGGACACGGAUCGGUUUGCCUCCAUGACGUCGUUUAGCGACAACAUCGAAGUGCUGGUGCCGCGAGGCCCGCCAGACGAGGAGGGCAGGUUCGUUUUCUACGCCCGAGCCGCGGGCAAGGCCAAGGCCACCAUUGCCGGGGCUGCAAAGGGGUCGCUGCAGCCGCUCCAUACCUCCUUUGAUAUCACUGUCGCAGUCGAGCAUCCCGGCACGACGUCUGUCGAAGCUGUCGAGGCGCCCCCGGGCGACCUUCCUCCUAUGGUGCCCGAUUUGCCUAGCCAGGAGUAG
This is a messenger RNA of Metarhizium brunneum ARSEF 3297, 2184 nucleotides long. RefSeq lists its product as uncharacterized. The record is from RefSeq and is a predicted model, not a curated record. NCBI's taxonomy places the organism in Eukaryota, Fungi, Ascomycota, Sordariomycetes, Hypocreales, Clavicipitaceae.